Molecule: messenger RNA, 895 nt
Organism: Hydra vulgaris (swiftwater hydra)
Lineage: Eukaryota; Metazoa; Cnidaria; Hydrozoa; Anthoathecata; Hydridae
Product: peptidyl-prolyl cis-trans isomerase FKBP14
Molecular function (GO): calcium ion binding; peptidyl-prolyl cis-trans isomerase activity
Source: RefSeq, a predicted model, not a curated record
UACUAUGAAAAGUGCGUGUUAAAUUUAUAUAAGUUUAUAUAAUCUUCAGUAAAAAUGAAUACUUUUUAUUGCAUAUUGCAUUUUAUACUGUUGUUUUCUUUUGUAUUAUGCGACACUGAAGAAUCUCCAGUUGAACAAGACGAUGAAGGUGACAGUGUAGAACAAGCAGGAGUUCUCGAUCCAGAAGUUAGAGAAAGUUUAAGAUACUCUAAGCAUGAAGACCAAUUUGAUACUGCACACAUUAAAACUGGAAAAGAUGAAAUUCUUCCUUUUAUAGAAUACUUGUAUGUACCAAAAAACUGUAAACGAAAAUCUGCUAAUAAUGAUUUAAUGGUUGUUCAUUACACCGGUUGGUUGGCUAAAAGUGGACGCAAAUUUGACUCCACGAUUGAUGUUCGAAGACGAUAUGUACCGUUUGAGUUCGUUAUUGGAACUGGUUAUGUUAUUCGAGGUUGGGAAAAAGGUUUAUUAGAAAUGUGCCCAGGUGAAAAACGAAGAAUAACUGUUCCACCAGAAAUUGGGUAUGGAAGCAAAGGUUUAAGAGGAAUGAUCCCACCAAACUCCACCCUCGUGUUUGUGGUUGACUUACUGGAUUUAAGACGCGCUGCUCCUAACUAUGCACCUAUGGAUUUGUUUACAUCUCUUGAUCGCAAUAACGAUAAGGUUUUAUCAAGAGAUGAAAUAGCUCAUUAUGUUCGAUACCAAGCUAAAACCUAUAGAAAUAAGAAUGCUCCCCCACCUUCAGAAGAAGAGCACGAAAAAAUUGUAGACGACAUAAUGUCUAAAGAAGAUUUAAACGGGGAUGGACACAUUCAACAUUCUGAAUUCAGUGGCUCAAAGUUGCACCAUAAUGAACUAUAAAGUUAAAUGUUUUUAGCUUAAAUUUUUAUAAUGU